AUGCGAAACUUCAGAGCCUUCGGUACCCUUACACUACUGGCUCUGUUGAUCCUCAUCAUACUAGCCUUCAACCUAGUAGGAUUUUCAUCACAUUCAUCAUCGUAUUUAUCAUCAUCAUCAUCAUCAUCAUCAUCAUCAUCAUCAUCAAUAUCUACAAACUUCCCAGAAAUCUUCAGGAACACCUAUUACUACUACACAAAUUCUUUUUCCUCUUCAGUAGCAUCUUCUGCACAACCAGCAUAUUCUUCUAAAAAAUCAUCCAGAAUCCCUCCAUUUGAUUACUCAUUAGUCAAACACCGCCCAAAAUUUGCUUUGGCAUCUUCAGUACAAACAUCUAAAUACGCUGAUUACGCCAUGACUUUGGGGUACUCCAUUCUUAAACAUAACGAUAUAGAUGCUCUCGAUAUGGAACUUGUUCUGCUUGUGCGGAUCGAUGGAGUGGAUGGAGUUACAGCACAAAACAUUACCAAUCUGGAACGGGUAGGAUGGAAAGUUCAAGUGGCUGAGGAACUGGAAUUUGAUGACGUUGACAUUGAUGCGAUUCGUUCAUGGCAUCGUCACAACCUUAAUAAACUACACCUAUGGACAUGGACUCAGUAUGAAAAGGUAAUUUUCGUGGAUGCUGAUGUGGUGUGUAAAGGUUCGUUUGGUGAUAUUUUAGAAAUGCCUGGAGAUAUUGCAGCUAGUCCAGAUGUGUGGUGGAAUAAACUUGUGGACAAUCGGUUCAACUCAGGGGUUUUGGUCAUGCGACCCAAUUUAGAUGAGUUUCGGGCUCUAUCUCGGGCCGUGUCGGAUCCCAAAAUGCAUAAUCCAUGGGAAGCCGACCAAGCAUUUUUAAAUUCAUUUUAUCAAUUUCGGUACUACGGGUUAUCGUUCAAGUAUAAUUUGAACAUGGUUAUGGUAGAGUUUCAUCGUAAAGCAUGGAAUAACCUGUGGGAUGAAGCAGUGUUUGUACAUUUGACUGUACAAAAGCCUAAGGCUGGUGAAUGGUGUUUAAAAGAAAAGGGAUGUCCUCAUUGGGAGGUUUUAGAUUAUUAUCGUCAAGUUAAUCGGGAGAUGCAAUCCUUUUAUGGAUUUAAGAAUUUAGCAGUGAUUGGAUAA
Magnusiomyces paraingens is the source of this 1101-nucleotide messenger RNA. RefSeq lists its product as uncharacterized. The coding region runs from base 1 to 1101 and encodes 366 amino acids. The record is from RefSeq and is a predicted model, not a curated record. The transcript has a single exon. Lineage: Eukaryota; Fungi; Ascomycota; Dipodascomycetes; Dipodascales; Dipodascaceae. Gene Ontology annotation, molecular function: glycosyltransferase activity. Gene Ontology annotation, cellular component: cytoplasm.